Molecule: messenger RNA, 1239 nt
Organism: Knipowitschia caucasica
Lineage: Eukaryota; Metazoa; Chordata; Actinopteri; Gobiiformes; Gobiidae
Source: the annotation of a GenBank genome assembly
AUGUCCGCGUGCACCACCGCUGCCGCAGCUGCACGCGCUCCCGUCUCCAGCGCGAGACAGACGUGCUUAGCGUGCACGUGCACUGCGCCACGUGUCCGUAGCUGGGCUGGACACACUGCCCUCUCUCCCGCCUGCUCGCCCGUAGCCGCUGCCCUGCUCGGGUCUUCCACACAGAGCCGUCUGGAGUUCGCACAGCCUGUUGCGAGGACUAGGAUGGUCAGUAGCCAGCCCAAGUACGAGCUGAUCCAGGAGGUGGGGCGGGGCAGCUACGGUGUGGUGUACGAGGCCGUGGCCAGGCGCACCGGAGCCCGCAUGGCCGUCAAGAAGAUCCGCUGCCACUCGCCCGAGAACGUGGAGCUGGCCCUGCGCGAGUUCUGGGCCCUGAGCAGCAUCCAGAGCCAACACCCCAACGUCAUCCACCUGGAGGAGUGCAUCCUGCAGAGGGACGAGCUGGCCCAGAGGAUGAGCCACGGAUCCAGCUCGCCGCUCUAUCUGGAGCUGGUGGAGACGUCGCUGAAAGGCGAGAUCGCGUUCGACCCGUGCUGUGCCUACUACUUGUGGUUCGUCAUGGACUUCUGCGACGGCGGCGACAUGAAUGCGUACCUUCUCUCCCGCAAACCCAGCCGCAAAACCAACACCAGCUUCAUGCUCCAGCUCGGCAGCGCCUUGGCUUUCCUCCACCGCAACCAAAUCAUACACCGCGACCUCAAACCCGACAAUAUCCUCAUCUCGCAGAGUCCCUCCGCUGCCGGGGCGCCAGAACCCACCCUCAAAGUGGCCGAUUUUGGGCUCAGCAAGGUCUGCUCCACCUCCGGGUUGAAUCCGGAAGAGCCGGCGAGCGUGAACAAGUGCUUCCUAUCCACAGCAUGCGGCACGGACUUCUAUAUGGCGCCCGAGGUGUGGGAGGGGCACUACACGGCCAAGGCAGACAUCUUCGCUCUGGGCAUCAUCAUCUGGGCGAUGGUGGAGCGGAUCACGUUUGUGGACGUAGAGACGCAGAAGGAGCUGUUGGGCAGUUACGUUCAGCAGGGCUCGGAGAUUGUGCCGCUGGGGGAGGCUCUCCUGGAGAACCCCAAGAUGGAGCUUCUGAUCCCGGCGCGGAAGAAGAGCAUGAACACCCACAUGAAGCAGCUCAUACGGGACAUGCUGUCGGCCAACCCCCAGGAGCGGCCAGAUGCCUUUGAGCUAGAGCUAAGACUGGUGCGGAUAGCGUGCCGAGAGAUGGACUGGGACACGUGA